UACGCACUCACGUUUAGUAUAUAAAAGAAGAAAUUCUAAGGUUGUCAGUUCCAGAAAAAGAAAGAUGGCGAGCAGAAAAGCGCUAUUUGGAUUGUUGGUCGUCUUCGUGUCGGCUUUCCAAGUCGAUGCACAUCAUGCACAUCAUCAUGGUAUGACGGACGAACCUCCCUUAUUACUGCUACGUGAAGGUCCUGUAAUGCCAAAAGAUCAACUAAUUAUGGAAAGUAUAGAUCCUAUGACGCCAUCACAUCUACCCAUUAUGGAAAGUAUAGAUUUUAUGACGCCACCACAUCCACCAAUUAUGGAAAGUAUAGACCCCAUGACGCCACCAGAUCUACCAAUUAUAGAGAAGGAUGAUCCUAUGACGCCAUCAGAUCCAUCAAGUAUGGAAAGUAUAGAACCUAUGACGUCACCAGAGACACCAAGUAUGGAAAGUAUAGAACUUAUUGCGUUACCAGAUACACCAAUUAUGGAGAGGGAAGGUCUUCUGAUGCCACCAGAACCACCAGUGUUGGCAAACGGAGGUCUGAUGAUGCCGCGAUUUCCACCAGUAAAAGAAAGGGUAGAUCCUAUGAUGCAAAAAAUGCCACCAAUGAUAGCAAAUGGAGCUCUGAUGACGCAGCACAAGCCACCUAUGAUGUCAAGGGGAGCUCAUAUGAUGCAAAACAAGCCACAUAUGAUAUCAAGGGGAGGUCCUAUGAUGCAACCAGUGCCGCCAAUUAUGAGAGGUGGAGUUUCUGACAUGGUGCAAACACAUCCACCAAUGUAGACAAGAGGAGUCCCUUGUAUAGUGCAAACAUCUCAAACGAUGAUGACAAAAGGC
This is a messenger RNA of Penaeus chinensis, 823 nucleotides long. Its product is annotated as inverted formin-2-like. The transcript is spliced from 3 exons. The record is from RefSeq and is a predicted model, not a curated record. Bases 65 to 769 code for a protein of 234 amino acids. NCBI's taxonomy places the organism in Eukaryota, Metazoa, Arthropoda, Malacostraca, Decapoda, Penaeidae.